AUGCAAAAAAAAAAAAAAAUCAGGUUCAUUAUUAGUAUUAUUAAUAUUAUUAACCUCUCCGAGUAAUUUAUUUACAGAUUAUUAUUAUUAUUUAAUAAAAUGAUAAAGUACACGAAGAAGCGUGCCGCGCAGCCGUACUGUGAAUCCUCCUCAGGUGAAGUGUAGCACUUAGCACCUAGGACAAAAUACAUCUAAGAGCUUUGUCCUUUAAUGACCACAUAAAUCUGGACAUGGAAGCAAAAAGGGACAAAGAGCAUGAAACAGAGUGUGCGAAGAUCACCAAUGGGCUCCUGAAAUCCCGGACUGGAGAAUUUGAUUUGGAGUCCAUUUUAUUUCUCAAACUAAGGAGCCUAGGAAUAUAUGAUCUCGGAUGCAUUGGAGAAUGUAUAAACCUGGAAAGGCUGGACCUCUCUGGGAAUAAUAUUACAAAUCUCACACCUCUGGCAUCUCUCCGACUUCUGCUUGUGCUUAAUCUGUCUGCUAACAGGAUUUCCAACAUAGAACCCAUCUCUAGUUGUGAAAGUCUACAGAGUCUGAAUUUGGCCGGCAAUAUUAUAUCCAGCAUCGAUAGCCUCCAGGCUUUGAAACCUUUACGGAAGUUGGAGAGUAUAAGGCUGAAGGAUAACACCUACAACUACACUAAUCCAGUUUGCAAGAACCCGUCUUAUAGAAACACGGUGCUUGAACUGUUCCCGAACAUCAAGGUUUUUGAUGGGGAACGUGUGGUCGGGCGUGGAAGUGAUCUGUACCAGCUAUGUAAAGACAUCGAUGACACAAUAAAAGCAUGCAAUACCAAAUGUGUAAACAUUUUUGAUACGGAAAAAGGACAAGAGGUCUACAAGUGGAACUUCCACGCCUGCAUGUAUAAAAAUGGCCAGUUGCCAGAAGUGCCAGACUGUAAGCCAUGGGUAGAGGAUGGAUUUUGGGAGAUAAAGAGAUCAAAUAACGCCAUUGUUGAGGAAGCCUACAAACAAUUUAAUGAUGUUAUUCACGAAUGCAGACUGCUAAACAGGAGAGCCGCUCAUGCCAUCUCACAAACUGAGAGGACACUAGGCCUCAAAAACCCACCAAAGCAGUAUUCUGUUUGAAAGAAGCGCACAUUGUCAAAUAUUAUUAUUAUUUUCCCAAAUGUUUUACCGCUCACCUUUUUCUAUUUGUUGUUUAAAAGAUCCACCUGCUUGACACAUCACCGGUGCCAGAACUCCUGGACAGUCCUUAGUGCUUAGAGAGGCAGGCUUUACUGUAACUCCGUUGCUGACCUCAUGCUGAUAGACUCAGGAUGUUCGAAGUGAGAUUGUCACACAGCUGUAUAGAGUAUGUUGUUGCUUUCAAUAGUUUGAUCUUUCAGACAGAAAAGUGUGUUGUGAUGCAGUUAUACUUGUAUUUAUUGACUCUCCUUGUUUUUUCCUAUGAUACACUUCUUCUUUUGAUCUACUUUAAGCAUUGUUCACUUUGUACAUUUUGUCUGCAUUUUUCUGACUCUGAACAUGG
This is a messenger RNA of Hemibagrus wyckioides, 1491 nucleotides long. RefSeq names its product leucine rich repeat containing 61 (gene lrrc61). Bases 231 to 1088 code for a protein of 285 amino acids. The transcript is spliced from 10 exons. Gene Ontology annotation, biological process: outer dynein arm assembly. Gene Ontology annotation, cellular component: cytoplasm. Gene Ontology annotation, molecular function: protein binding. The record is from RefSeq and is a predicted model, not a curated record. Lineage: Eukaryota; Metazoa; Chordata; Actinopteri; Siluriformes; Bagridae.